CGUCCGUGUCAUGGCUGCCUCCACGCUGGUGUCGGCGUGGGGCCCGCUACGGCCCGGCGUCCCCGGCCUGUGCCGCCGCCGGCCGCCCAGGGGCCUGUGGGCGCACGCACGGCGGCUCCCGGAGCUCGCGGGGUCCGGGCGGAGCGUGGCCGCGGUCAGCGGACCUGGCGCCUCGGGCACUGACCGCUACUGCUUGGAGCUGCUGCGGAAACGAGAUUAUGAAGGCUAUUUAUGCUCCCUGCUACUCCCUGCAGAAUCCAGAAGCUCUGCUUUUGCACUGAGAGCUUUCAAUGUGGAACUGGCUCAGGUUAAGGACUCCGUCUCUGAGAAAACAAUUGGACUGAUGAGAAUGCAGUUUUGGAAAAAAACUGUGGAUGAUGUAUACUGUGACAGUCCACCACAUCAGCCUGUGGCCAUUGAACUAUGGAAGGCUGUUAAAAGACAUAAUCUGACUAAAAGAUGGCUUAUGAAAAUCAUUGAUGAAAGAGAAAAAAAUUUGGAUGACAAAGCAUAUCGUAACAUCCAGGAACUGGAAAAUUAUGCUGAAAACACACAGAGCUCUCUUCUUUAUCUAACACUAGAAAUAUUGGGUAUAAAGGAUCUUCAUGCAGAUCAUGCCGCAAGUCACAUUGGAAAAGCACAAGGCAUUGUAACUUGCUUGAGAGCAACGCCGUAUCAUGGUAGUAGAAGAAGAGUAUUCCUUCCCAUGGAUAUUUGUAUGCUGCAUGGUGUUUCACAAGAGGAUUUUCUACGGAAGAGCCAAGAUAAAAAUGUGAGAGAUGUGGUAUAUGACAUGGCCAGCCAGGCACACUUGCACCUAAAGCAUGCUAGGUCCUUCCACAAAAGUGUUCCUGUGAAAGCAUUUCCUGCUUUCCUUCAGACAGUUGCUCUGGAGGACUAUUUAAAGAAAAUUCAACAAGUGGAUUUUGAUAUAUUCCACCCAUCUUUACAGCAGAAGAAUACUUUACUUCCAUUAUCUUUGUAUAUUCAGUCAUGGAGAAAAAGAUAUUAAAAUAAUUUCGUGGCACUGAUAUUUACUUUUAUUAGUUUUACAAAAGUGUACUAGUUUAGGGUUCUUGUUUACAAACAACAGGAACUGUUUACCUAAGGAGAACAUUCACUUAUUGGAUGAGUGUGUAGGUCACAGAAUUAAUGAGAAGUUGCUGUGGGGCCGUGAUGCCCAGAUUCUGCUGCAGGCACCGCCCUUGUCACCAGCAGCCCAGACAGUGUCUGCUGUGCCAUCCCUGCAGAGUCCGAGCCCCAGGAGGGAGCAUCGUUUUAGCUGUGCUUAGGCUGCAGGCCAUGCUUCAGCCACCAGAGGGCAGGGGGAAGCACGUCUCCUCCUGUCCUCACCCUUAGAGAAGAAUGGGGAAGGGGCUCAGGAAGUACUGGGUUUGCAUUCUGAGCAGCCAAAACCCAGGCGUCCAGGACAGCUGGGAAAUGCAUUUAUUUAGGGAUCAUGAAGAGUGAAGUUUAUAUCUGAGGAGUGUCAGUCGCUAUGUUGAGGGCCUUAUAUCUCUAACAUUUAAUCUUUACCACCCUGUGAAAAUUUGACCAUGAUGAUAAAAUAACUUCUUUCAAGAGCUCGAACCCUAAUUUGACUUUACAUCUGGCUGAUUUGAAGGCUUUUACUUCUUUGUUUACCCUUUUGUUUCACUCUCUAUUAUUGAGCAUUAUCAUCAUGAACAAAACUGUAUUAACAAAAUGUGUAUUAAUGUAAAUUAACAAAAUUGUAUUGAACAUUCAUUAAGGGGAUACUACAUUUUUAAAAAUUACUAUACUAGUUGAGCUUCCCACUAAAAAGCUCUGUGCUGUAUACUUUCCAGUGUUCUCAUCUGAUCUUCAAAACUGAAGCAAGGAACAUUUUUGGUAAUUAAAAAUUUUUAAUUAAACAUACUAAUUGCAAAAACCAAAAUUGUUUACAUUGCUGGUAGUUGGCAGAUCUGGACUCUGGAUGAGUCUCUGACUCCUAAAACCAGAAUUAUGCCCUAGUUUCCUUUUCCUUUCUUUUUUUAGUGGUCUUGUUUCCUGCCCACUCCCACCUCUGUUGUACCAUUUCUCUAUGCCAUCUCAAAUCUUUGGUUUCAGUUAUGAAUUAGUGCCUACUUCAAUUGUGAAUUAAUGAUGGCUUAAAGUAUUACAGUUUUGCAAAUAAAAUUCAAAUGGAGAGCUGCUUGAGGGCAAGAAUAGAUUGUUUUAUUCAUCUUGGGAUCCCCCAGCACCUCGUAUGGCUUCUGAUUUAGAGCAAGUGGAGAUUAAUAAAUGUAUAAAUGAAUGAA
Molecule: messenger RNA, 2279 nt
Organism: Balaenoptera musculus (blue whale)
Lineage: Eukaryota; Metazoa; Chordata; Mammalia; Artiodactyla; Balaenopteridae
Product: NADH dehydrogenase (ubiquinone) complex I, assembly factor 6
Exons: 9
Coding region: 11-1012 (333 amino acids)
Biological process (GO): biosynthetic process; mitochondrial respiratory chain complex I assembly
Cellular component (GO): mitochondrion
Source: RefSeq, a predicted model, not a curated record